UGCCCAUUCUCUCACCCUCUCCAACCCUUCAACAUUCAAACCCUCUCUCUCUCUCUCUCUAUCUGGGUCUCUCUCUACUGCUAGCAGUAAGUGCCAACCCUAUGGCGUGCAAUUAAUAACGAGGGAUCCGAUCGGUAUCGAUUCUGCAGGUUUCCCCCAGCUUUGCUGCCUCGCGAAGUAAACUGCAGUAACUCCUCGUUCGGACGGCCGACGCAGCCCAGUUCCGGCGGAGAGGAGGGAAGGAGGAAGGCAAAGAUGAGACCCAAGAUUUACAUCUUCGGCGACUCCAUCACCCAAGAGUCCUUCGCCGACGGCGGCUGGGGCGCUUCGCUUGCCCACCAUUUCUCUCGGGCGGUGGACGUGGUGCUGAGAGGGUACAGCGGCUACAACACGAGGUGGGCUCUCAAGGUGCUCGACAAGGUCUUCCCGGUGGCGGGCGGCGGCGACGCACCGCUCGCGAUCACCGUCUUCUUCGGCGCGAACGACGCUUGCCUCCCGGACCGGUGCUCGGCCUUCCAACACGUGCCCCUCCACGAAUACAGGCAAAACCUCCACUCCAUCAUCUCCAUUUUCAAGAAGCGAUGGCCCGAGACUCAGAUUCUUCUCAUCUCUCCUCCUCCGAUCGAUGAAGAUGCUCGCCUCAAAUUUCCGUAUGUCGAGAAUCCGAUGGGCAUGCCUGAGAGAACUAAUGAAGCUGCCGGUGCGUAUGCUGAAGCUUGUGUUUCUGUCGCAGCGGAAUGCGGGAUUCCAGUUGUCGAUCUCUGGACCAAAAUGCAACGGUUCCCAGAUUGGGAAAAGGCCUGUCUAAGUGAUGGUCUCCACCUUACACAGACUGGGAACAAGAUUGUGUUUGAGGAAGUGAUCAUGAAGCUGAGGGAUGUGGGCUUGAGCUUGGAAAGCUUGCCAGUUGAUCAACCCUUGAUUGGUGAUAUUGAUCCAAGCAACCCCCUCAAAUCUUUCGAAAACUGAAGAAGACCUGUUAUAGCUUGGGCCAAUCUGCUUCUCUCUAUUAGGGUUUAGAUAAUUACUGCACGCUACCUUCAUGAUCUGUCAUGGUCUAGUCUUCUGUAGAAGACUGUUACUUUGGUCAACUGCGAUGCCUAGUUUCUGAAUAUUUAUGAUGUAAGUGCUUGUGCAUCAAUACAUGUGGAUUAUCUUCUCUGA
Molecule: messenger RNA, 1164 nt
Organism: Rhodamnia argentea
Lineage: Eukaryota; Viridiplantae; Streptophyta; Magnoliopsida; Myrtales; Myrtaceae
Product: GDSL esterase/lipase At5g45920
Exons: 6
Coding region: 256-969 (237 amino acids)
Molecular function (GO): hydrolase activity, acting on ester bonds
Source: RefSeq, a predicted model, not a curated record